Molecule: messenger RNA, 5941 nt
Organism: Alligator sinensis (Chinese alligator)
Lineage: Eukaryota; Metazoa; Chordata; Crocodylia; Alligatoridae
Gene: SLC38A1
Product: solute carrier family 38 member 1
Exons: 16
Coding region: 198-1670 (490 amino acids)
Biological process (GO): L-glutamine transport; amino acid transmembrane transport
Molecular function (GO): L-glutamine transmembrane transporter activity
Source: RefSeq, a predicted model, not a curated record
AUGGAGGAAUGGUCCAAAGGCAGGAAGAAGGAAGCCCCGGAGAGAGAGCAAACACAUCACAGCAAGGACAUGAGCCGACGGUGGGGAGCCAAAGCCCAGACCCUGUGAAUGUUUGUCCAGUUCAUAUUGUGACUGCCACGUAUAUUCAGAAUACCAACUGGGCUGUAAUAUUAGGAUAUUACAGUUUCUAAGCUAGGAUGCCUUUCAAAAACGGGGUGGAAUUAACUGAGUUGCAGAAUAUGAAGGUCCCUGAAGAUGAUAACAUCAGCAAUGAUUCAAAUGAUUUUACAGAGGUAGAAAAUGGCCAGAUAAAUAGCAAGUUUAUUUCAGACCGGGAAAGCAGGAGAAGUCUGACAAACAGCCACUUGGAAAAAAAGAAGUGCGAUGAAUAUAUUCCAGGAACAACCUCACUGGGAAUGUCCGUCUUUAAUCUCAGCAAUGCCAUUAUGGGCAGUGGGAUUUUAGGCCUUGCCUUUGCAUUGGCCAACACAGGAAUCCUCCUUUUUCUGGUGCUUUUGAUUUCAGUGACAUUGCUGUCUAUUUAUUCAAUAAAUCUCCUGUUGAUAUGUGCAAAGGAAACAGGCUGCAUGGUGUAUGAAAAGCUGGGUGAGCAGGUCUUUGGCAUUCCAGGAAAAAUUAUUGUUUUUGGAUCCACUUCUCUCCAGAACAUUGGAGCAAUGCUCAGCUAUCUUUUCAUAGUAAAAAUUGAACUGCCCUCUGCCUUAAAGUUUCUAAUGGGAGAAGAAGAAACAUUUUGGGCAUGGUACCUGGAUGGGAGAGUUCUUGUUGUAGCUGUGACAUUUGGUAUAAUCCUCCCCUUGUGUUUGCUUAAGAAUUUAGGUUAUCUUGGAUAUACAAGUGGAUUUUCCCUAAGUUGCAUGGUUUUUUUCCUUGUAGUGGUUAUCUAUAAGAAGUUUCAAAUACUCUGUCCCAUAAUGGAGACAAAUACAACAACAAUUAUCCCAUCAAAUUUUAGCUCAGCACCUGAGUAUGGGUGUAAGCCAAAGUAUGCUAUCCUUAAUUCCAAGACUGUUUAUGCUUUGCCCACCAUUGCUUUUGCAUUUGUGUGCCACCCAUCCGUCCUUCCGAUUUACAGUGAACUUAAAGACCGCUCACAGAAAAAAAUGCAGAUGGUUUCAAACAUCUCCUUUUUUGCCAUGUUCAUUAUGUACUUUCUGACCGCCAUUUUUGGCUAUUUGACUUUCUAUGACACUGUGGGGUCAAAUCUGCUUCACAAAUACCAAAGUAAAGGUGAUGUCCUCAUUCUGACAGUGCGAGUGGCUGUAAUUGUUGCAGUAAUACUUACAGUUCCAGUGCUUUUCUUCACUGUGCGUUCUUCUUUAUUUGAGCUAGCUAAAAAAACCAAGAUUGAAUUACGCCAUCAUGUGCUGGUUACUCUUGUCCUGUUGGUUAUUAUUAAUAUGCUAGUAAUUUUUAUUCCAACCAUGAAGGACAUAUUUGGAGUUAUAGGGGUAACUUCUGCCAAUAUGCUGAUUUUCAUUCUUCCUUCAUCAUUAUAUUUAAAAAUCACACAACAGGAUGGAGCAAAACAGAGUCAAAGGAUUUGGGCUUUUUUGUUCUUGGCAUUGGGAUUAGUAUUUUCCCUCGUUAGCAUUCCUUUGGUCAUCUAUGACUGGGUACACACAGGAGACAAGGCUGAAGGCCAUUAAAGUCAACCUCAUACUGAAAAUACAUUCCCAUUUGCUACUCACCAAAAUCCCUAUCAACCUGGUUGCUGUCUUUUUCGUUCUUUGUGAGUUUACGCAGAUCAAAUCCAAAUAAUGAAAUACUGGUAUGGAAAAUAUUUAUAUGGAUGUAUCUUCUUGCAGAAAAUUGACCUGUUGUCCUAACAGAAAUACCAGUUUGUCUCAUACCAUUGAAUUCUCAGAUACUUACAUUUGUGCGGAUUCUCUGUAAGACUUCAUAGGCAUUGUCCAUUUGGUACUGAUCAUAAUGAACGUAUGUUUACUCUUCUGGCCAUGAAUUGUAUUUUUCCAUUAUUAAUCCUUUAUUAGUUAAAAUAAUAAUCUUUACUCCUUUGAAACAAGCAAUAUUUGUUUACAAUCCAAGCUCUGGAAUAAUAACCCCCCCAUUGUGUCAGCUCAUACCUCCUCCCUCUUUCACCAAAACUCUGUUCUUAAACUUUGCAUUUUAGAUCUGAUUUUUUUUUCAUUAUUAGUUUGUAAACCCUUUUACCUUAGGAGGUGUAGCAUUCCAGAGUGCUUGAAUGAAAAGCACGAUGAAAGCAUUGAUUGGCGUUGGAUAAUAGUAGGUCCUAAACACAGUACUUACUCUUUGUAAGAUUCCCUUGGAGCAUCAGCACAAGGUUUUUUGUUUUCUUCCUGUUGUUAUUCCUGUUGUUGUUUUAGUAGGGAGGAUUCAACACCAGCUGUCCACUCCAUAUCACUUACCUACUGUUCCUUUUGAAACUAAGCAAGAAAGAUACUUGGCAUAGACCAAUGAACAUUUGAAACUAAGAACAGAUCAAGCUAAUUUCUUUAUGGAAAGAGUCAAAAAUACUAAUUUUCCUCAAUAGAAACCAAUAUUUACUACUACUAAAAAGAGCAUCUGCUCUUCUAAGAAAAAAUGGCUAAUUCAUAGUUUCAUAGUAGCUAGGGUCAGGAGGGACCUGAACAGAUCACAGGAAUUCCAAUUACAUUCAAAGCCUUAAUCAUAAAUAAUAGCUUUUUCUUAGUUUUGAGUAUAGCUAAAGCUGACAGUGUAAAGACUGACACCCUUUCUAAUGCCAGUUUUCCUCUCAUUGAAAUCAGUAGUUUUACUGUAGUGAGAGCAGGCUUUGACCCUUAUACAAUCCUGGAUUUUUAAGGAGGAUCAGAAUCUUUGAUGUUUCCUUAAACAAACAUAACAUGGUUUAUAUAUGUAAAAAGCCUGGUUUAUAUUUUUAUCCAUUAAUUCUCCAUAAAAAAUUAAGAAAAUAGCUAUUAGUGUUAUUUGCAGAACCUUGUCUUGUACUUGUCCACAAAACUAACGUUUUCAUACUGCCAUAUUGUUGGUUUAGAAAACAGCUGCUAAGGAAUCAAAUGAUAUACAGGUACUCUUUAUAAUCACAUUCAGAAUCAUUGCUAAUAAUAGUGUACUACCAGAGACACAGACUUGUUUAUGUUGAAUUGUGUGAAUCAAAGGGAGUCUGCUGUCUAGCUCUCAAAAGUCCAUGCCAGCUUCCUAGUGAUGGAACUAGUGGCUCACAAGAGUCCUGAACUAGGAUAUUCAAGAGCUGACCUCUUAGUAAGCUGUGUCUGCUGGUUUGUGAUAACUCUCAUUUUCAGUGGUUGUUUCAUUUUACACUCAUACUGUAAGUAAGGAGGAAAAAUGGUCAUUAGCAAUUUAUGGGUAUCAUGUGUCAUUCGUUUUUCUUUUUAAUGUAAGAACCUGACAUUUCAAGAUUCUGGGCUUCCUGUGAGCUGCUGAUUUGCCUCCAACUCCCAUUGCCUUGUCAUGUAUCACUUGAAAUCAUUAAGAGCUGAGAUCUUACAGCAGCUCACAGGAGGUUCUCAGGACCUUGAAGAUUGAUCUCUGGAAAACUAACUUUGACCUUUGAAAAUAUCAUAGGUUACUGUGUUAUCUCACAGAAAUUCUGGGCCUUCUUCUGCCCAUUUCCUCUUCCUUUCCUCUUGUCUUUCUGCAACUAAUUAAUAAUAAGCAUUUUAGCCUGUUGAGUUGAUUGGGACUGUGACAGAAGAGAGAGUUGUGAUUUUCGAAGGCACACAUGAAAGUUAGGAGCUCACCAGAGAGCCACUGUAAAAUGGAAACAAACAGUCCUUUGUACCUUUGAAGAUUUCUCCUAUUACUCUCUUUCCAUUUCCUGACUCAGUUUGUUUGCAUACUGCAGUCUUAUUAGAUAAGAUAAAAAUAAGAAUCAGUAAGACAGAAGGAAAUUCCCCUAGGCACAGGACCAUCAGGGCCUAUCCACCACUUGCAUACUGAUAUUAGGCUCCCAAAAUAGGCUUGCACACGACUCAGUCCUUAAAUAGGCCUUUGUGCUGGUCUUUUGUACAGGGAUGAAUAUCACCCAUGUUACUGAUAUCAUAUAUAUAUAGAUAUUUAUGAAAGGGAGUCAUGUUUAUUGAUGUCUGUGAUAAGAAAAAUGUGAAGUAAUAAGCUUUUUAUUUUCUCAUCAGGUUUUUACAGUGGGGUCUGCAUUCUGUUAAGAAUGUAUCUGUUGACAUCAGUGAUGGAUGACAUUAUUUGUAUGAAGUAAUCUGUAAAAUGUACUGCUAUUAUUCAGUUUGUUUGGAAUAGUGAACUUGAAGCCAUCAAAUGUACAAGCCUCUCAUUUAGCUAGGAUUUUAAGAGCACAGUACAAUGCUAUAUACAAGUUUAUCUGUUGUUAAAUCAGUAGGAUCAAAAAUACCAUAUCUACUUAGCUGGUGGCAGCAUGCUGUCCUUUUAGAGAGAGUUUGUCACUAUUGUGAUCACUGCAGAUUUCAUAGAUUGGGUGUAAAACUACUUCUCGUAACUAUAACAGAAUAUUUUACAUUGAUCAUUUUCUUAAGAGCAGCAAUUUGGCAAUGAGAUGCAGGGAGAAAAUCGUUGUGAGAAUGGAUUCCUUGUCAUAUCAGAGGACCCCAUCCUGAGCUGAAGUUGUACCAAAUUGCAUCAGCUGAGAAUCAGACUCAUGGUUUUUUCUGCUUUUGGUCUGGAUAAGCACUUCAUUGACAAUGAGAGAAGUGAAAAGGAAGCUACCCUUUGCCCUGCCCUGUAAUGAACACAAUAGAUAACAUAAUGUAACAAAUUGCCAUCAUGGGUCUAGUUUCUUGGAAGUAAUAAUGUCCUUGGAGGAAGUUCACCUUUGUGCAGAGAUCCUGGCAGGAGAUCAGUGCACCAGUGAAGCUGUCUCUUCACUCACCAGUGCGCAUACAGCAGUGCAUUCACACUGGUCUUCUGCAGAAAGGAAAAGUCUUGCCCAUUGAGGUCUGCUCCAGAAGGUUGGUUUUCUGAGCUUAGUAAGAAUAUAUAGAUUGUGUUUCCUUCUGACAGGCCGCACAUGUGAUUGUAGCUUUGUUAAUGUGUAUGGAAAUGGUAAGGGUUCCACCUCUGCAUCUGCCUUAUAUGAUACAUAAGCACCAGACAUACUUAGGGUGCUACACUAAUAACAUCUAGUGAAAGAUCCACCCAAGAAUAGAAGCUAGGGCUGGUGUGGUUAAGGCACACUGGUUUCCGCUGUGAACAGUAUACAAGAAAUGUGGCUGGCAUCAUGUCUAGGUGCCUUUGACGCUCCAGCCCAAAUGACCAGCUGCACAUUUUCUGGGUCAGCUGGGAGCAGCCUUCGAUGCAAGUUCAGUACAAGGCUCAACCUCAAACCUCUAGGGCUGUGAUUGUCAACUAUAGUUCCCUGGCGCCCUGGGUGCUGUGAGAUCCUUUGUGGGAUUCCACACAAUAUUAGCACUGUUAGGUGUCCAGACACCUAAACAUGAUUCACAAGAUAAACCCAGAGAUUUCAAAUAGGAUUCCACAGUGUCAAACAUUCUGACUUGUGGUCUUUCUGAGCUCUUCAUAACAGAAUUGCUCAAUUAUUUUCUAAUAGUCAGAAAAAUGAGUGAAAUAUAGUUCUUGAAAUGGGGUACCACUAAAUUCAGCAGAGUUAUGGAGUGGGGCCUGGAAUCCACAGAGGUUGAGAAGCACUGCUUUUGUGAGAUGUCUUACCUGCUCUGCCACCCACCCCCUAGCCUCCCUUCAGUCAUUACAGCUGAGAGUUGGAACCUAGUAAGAUUAAAAAGCAUCUUGGCAAAAGAGACAACCCAAAAAACUUCCCAUUCAAAACUGUCCCAACCCCACUUCCAAAAUUCCAUCCCUGAUGUGCUCAGGACACAGGCACAACAGAAUGUAUUUUAUCUCAUCAGAGAUACCAAGAAAUGGUUUUAUAUCCUGUUACCAAGAGCUCAAACAAAAAUUUCCAAGAGCACUUGGCUUCAGGAAAACU